Messenger RNA from Porites lobata, 8177 nucleotides. Lineage: Eukaryota; Metazoa; Cnidaria; Anthozoa; Scleractinia; Poritidae. The record is from the annotation of a GenBank genome assembly.
AUGGCGGGUAAAAGUCGCUCUUCGAGGCUGCUUAGAGAAGAUCAAUGCACUUCAAAGGUUUGUUCAGUUAUCCAAACAGUUGCUACAGUUCAGUUCUGUUUAAGUUCUGUUCAUUACAUUUGUUAUCGACUAUGCUACAGGGUUAUUACAGUUUCUUUUGAUUACAACUUCUUUAGAUUACAGUUCAGCCCCUGGACGACAGUAAUGUUAAGCAUUUAUUACUGUCACUAAAGGACGUGGUUUCUUCGGCGCUUGGCCCAACUGGAAGGUAAGAUAAUAUUUUGACAUAUGAUGCGCACGUGACUGUAAUUGACUGAAAUAUAUCCCAUGUUCAUGUAGCCUGCGUAGCUGGCGGUAUUGUGUGGGUGCGAGAUUAAAGUUUUGGCGGCGGGGCCGUGUUCCAAAAAAAAGGGAGUAGGGACGAGGCGGUUGAAAUACCGCCUGCCAGAAAACCCGGGUAUUUUUAAUAGUCCGCACACCAGUGAGCGGGGAAACGGAUUGGUCGAGGGCCAUACAUAUGUCAAUCAUGUUAGAUGAUCCUUCGCAUAUAUUUCCCAAUUAAGGGAGCAGAUGGCAAACUGGAAAACGUAAGUGAUUGUGGUUUCCCCUUUAAAACAGCAUAAUUGAUGACCAAUUAGCCGAAAUGGCGUCUUUAAACUUCGCAGCGCUGGAAUUGUCUUUAUUUAGCGGUAAGAAACAAAGGUCAAAGAAAAUUAGAACACUUUACAACUGCAUCUGAGAUCAAAUCCUAUCAGGAACACCUACAGAUGAAUAAACCACAGGAAAUAGUUACUCAGUAUGCAUGUAACAAACCAGCUUCAUGACCUUUUAAUGUUAAGCCUAGUGUGGCAAAAAAAGAUUUACUCAGUCGAAGUUUAGAAUGAUACGUGCACUGUGUAAUGCUAGUAACCUUCGCCCGAGAGCUGAGAAAAUAAAAAAAAACGCUUAUUUCUAAACUGUCUCGCGUGAAAAUAAUCGGAAGUUUCAAAUUGCUGAUUUAAUUGGGAUCAGCUAAGGUGACAAAAGUGGGCGGCAUUCGAAAAAUCAUGGUUCUCUGGCAAUUUGUCCACCCGGUGGAAAGGGAUUUUUGGACCUCAAGUCCUGAAGAACUUGUUAUUUCGCAUGACUCGGCGGCGCUGUAACUCCUGACUGGCCUACAGUUGAAAUGUUUUUUCCAGGGCCUCGAUGAUGGCUCCACCGUCAAAUCUCACUUGAAUAUAUUACAACGGCUCCGCCGCCAAAUCUCACUCGACUACUACACAAUACCACCAGCUACACAGGCUAAUGUUCAUGUUGAUAUCAGUCUUGUGAAUUACACCACCAAGCUGCUUUCUGGGAAACCGAAGGGCCUAUGGUGUAUCUUCAGUUGUUUUAGUUUUUUACUGAAAACUGCUGCUUAUAAGCACCCCCCCACCCCCUCCCACUUCUAAGCCCGACCAGUUAUAGGCCCAUCUACAAGGCCCCUGGAUAAAAGUGCCCCUCUGGCUUGUACUGAAAAUGAAUUCUAUUUAUUAUGACAUUUUGAAGUCUAAUAAAGUACCAGAAAAAGUAAAACAUAUUUUGAACAGUACUGCUGUAGCUUGUUUUGAAGCACUUUUUCUAGUCCAGUUACAGGUGGUGUAUAAGCCCCCCAGCAUAUAAGCCCCUCCAUUUAUAAGCCCACCUAAAACCCCAUACAAAGAUGUAUAUGCCCAUGUUUUUGUGACAGGUACACCCAAUCAGAGGCUACAGUCCUGUAUAUUAUUGAUACAGUACAGUACCAAAGAGUAUGGUUUUGACUCCUUGAAAAGCCCUGGGGAUGAAGCUGAUUCCUUUUGUUUUAAUUGGGUGUAGUUUUUAGCCAUUUUGGUGUCCUCUGAAAGAGAACAAGUAUUGAUAUUCUUUGGAUGGGGUAUUUUUUUAAUUUUUUCUUUUUUUGAGAAUUAUAGUAGUGUAGCUGGCCUAAAAUAGGGUAGCCUGCUGAUGUAUUUCUGAUUUGUUUAGAAGACUAGCCCGAUUUACAGCUUUGAACUUAAAGACUGACCUAAGGAACAAACAUGACUGCUUUGAAAAGCAUGAGGUCCAAAACUACGAAGUUAGCAUCAUGUCAUGAAAUAUGUAUAAUGACAAAAUGCAUCAUGUAACAAUAACGAAACGUCUAUAAUAUGGCUCCUGCAUCGCAGACGUAAUUUAACCUUGGUUAGUAAUGUCUACAAAGCAAUGUCGAUAUCCUCGUUCUGGGUCCCCAAAAGACGAAUUACCUGAAGAGUGUUCAAAUUUCCUUUCAUCUUGAUUGGCUAAUCGACAGGGUCUUGUUUAACAGGCCAAUCAUGGCACGUACUCAAUUCCUGGUACACAGGUGGGGGCCAGAACAAGGAUUUCGGCACUGUUUUGUGGACGGACUUAACCAGAGUUUAGUUUCCUCUGCAGCGCAGGUUAGAAUAGAAUAAAGAAAAUCAAUGCUCGGUCUGAAAAAGGGUAGCAUGUCACACAUUCCCAGGAGUUACCCACACCCUGGUGUUGUCGGGGGUCCUGGUGAUAACUCAGAUUUUUUGUCCAUGCUGAGCUUAACCUUUACCAUCUUUCACUAAAUUUUUCUAUUCACUCAAUUUAUCAUCAGACUGAAAUUCUUUCAGACUUCCUCUGGUGGAUAUGUCACUGUGACAUCAACAUCAAGCAGAAUCUUUCACAGCUUGUCUGGCUUGUCACAUCCCAUACUGAGACUAAUACUCUCAGCUGUGAGGGGACAUUUAGAUGCUUAUAGUGAUGGAGGACUUCAGACAGCGUUGCUUCUUUUGAGGUAUCGUUGCAUUAGUAAAGUUAUCGAUAAUCUUUCCAUAACUUAUAAUAAAUCUUUUAAUUCAGUUCUGUGAAAAUGGUUAGUACAUGUACUAGCUAUAGUAGGCUAUAGGGGUCUUAAAAGGGGUUAUUUAAUACCCUUUUUCCUUUUUCACAUAGCUUGUUACAAUUCUCCCUUGACCUACCAGUUCCAAGAGCCUUGGUGACUCAAAUCAAUCAACAUUUGUUGGAAGCAAUCAUCAACCAUUUACAGUCAUGUUGCUGGAAAAUGAAGAUUAAUAUUGGUGACAUGAAGAGCAUGUUGUCCAUCGUAAACAGUAUAGUUGGUACUAAACCUGCUUGUCACCUCAGUGAAACAGAGAAACAUCAUGUUUCUGUGCUUAUUAUCCAGGUAACAUUCAAGAUUUUCAUGAAUUUCUAAAUAAAUGUUGUACAUGUUUUUACAUGUAGGUAAUGUGCAGUGCUGUCAACUCUCCUGGAUAAUCCAGGAGACUCCCGAUUUUGAACCGUUUUUCCUGGUCUCCAGAUUAGAGUCUGAAAUCUCCUGAAUAGUUGCCGAAGUAUGCUAUUUCUUGUAGAUUGGACUUUCUGUCAAUGAAACUUCAAAUAUUUUGUGUUGUUUGAGCUAUUUAACUUUUAACAUUGAACGUUUUCUCAGAAACUCCAGUAUGCCAUUGUAAUACAAGCAAUUAUGUUAUUGGUGAGAAGUAAACCAAUCAGGUUCAAAUGUUACAAUUCCAGCAACAUCUUUUUCGCAUAUGUGUUUUUGCACAAAUGAUGUCAUGUUUCGUGCAUUAUGACAUCAUCGAUUAUCCCUUCCCUGUCAAUUCUCAAUAUUUGAAGAUGUCAGGGGUUGACAGCCCUGAAUGUGGAUCAAGACCAGCUUCCACCAUUUUAUGGCAAACAGUCAGGCCCCAGUUGUUCAAAAGCUGGAUAGCGCUAUCCACCGGAUAAAUUACUAUCCAGUGGAUAAGUAUUAAGGAAACCAAUUUGCGCUAUCCAGUGGAUAGAGAUUUACAUGUAUCCAGUGAAUAGCAUUUAAAAUCCACCUUUUGAACAACUGGGACCAGCUGUUUGAAAAUAUAAAAAAAUGACACCUUUAAGAGUUAAAAUGUACCUUGUUUUGCAGUUGUGUUAUUAGAGAACAGUUACAUUUUUCCCCUGACUGGAGAGAGGCAUUUGCCAAAAUAAAGUAAUAUUCAGAGUCAAAAAGUAGUUUGGUCGGCCUGCACUAUCGCUCUUAGGCAGGUAAAAUGUGGCAACAACUUGAGCACCCAAAGUGAUUAUUACUUUCCUUAACAUUCAGGCUUUCCUCCAGUCUCUGCCAAGUAGCACAAAUAAGGCACCCUCUGCGGGUCUCAAACAAGCAGUGCCGGUACAAAUAGUAACUUUUGAAGGAGAAUCUGUGAAAGACUCAAAGGUUCUGCCAGGUCUUCUCAUACAUACACCUGAAAUUCCAACCUUUCAACAGUGUGGAAGGACUCUUGUUAGCCAUGGUGCCAAGGUAGCCCUGUAUAAUAUAUCAAUGGCAGGAGAUACAGAUGAGUGGUUCUCAAGUAACAUAAAAACAGAGACAGUGAGUGGCAGUUAUGAUUUUAGUGCAGCAAAUACUGUCCUUCUUCAGCUGUUAAAGGUGGCGGAUUAUUUGCUUGACUCUGGUGUUAAUGUCAUUGCUUGUCAGAAGUGUGUACACCCGGCACUGAAGCGGUAUUUAAGAGACAAGGUUUGUUGUUGUUGUUGUUUUAUAUAAGCUUUAUUGACCAAGCGAGAGGUCAAGAUGGCUGGAUAUUGGCCAAGUUCUUUUGUACUCUUUAUGAACCGAGACAAAGUUGAGGUCAAUAAAAACGCAAAGAGAAUGAGGUCAAUUUAAUUUUGUAGCCAUCUUGAGCAACUAAGCUUGGUCAAUAAGGGGUUUCAUAGUAUUUUUUAUUGUUCUGUUGGAGAUUUCUUGUUUGAACCACCAGAAGUUUAAUGAUUAUUUUAUUACCUUGAUUUUUCCUCUUUUUUUUGUUCUAUCUCAGGGUGCAUUUGUGUUGGAACGUUUGUCUAUUCUUCACAUUUCUGCUGUUCAGCGCCUGACUGGGGCUUCAAUCCUUAGUACUUUCGACACAGAUACCCCUGAAUCAAGCUUUGGGCAACUGGGGAAGAUUGAACAUGUCGUGUUAAAUGACAAGAGGUCAGUUGAAAUUCUUGUCAUCUGUAGGUAUCAUACUGAAAACAAACUUCUUCACGCCAGGCUUGUCACCUUAUCAUUGUGGUGAAGCUUGCAGAGCCACAUUGGGGGGCUUACUCCUUGUAGGUCCAACCAUUGUAGACUAGGGCUAAGGCCAAACGUGAACUUUUAUUGUACGUAAUUUUUGUUUUUCUUUUGUUUCAACUUCACUAACAUACAUUACCAAUGAUACCCAAAAACAAAACAAAAACAAAAAUUACCUGAGAUAUAUAAAAAAUUAACUAUAACACUUUUGAUGAGAUGAACCAAGGUUGACUGCUGGAUCAAACAUUGAACUUAAUUUUAAUUCAAUGGCACAAAAGAGUUUACAGUCAUACAGUGGAACCCUGCUUUGCGGGAACAUGUUAUGAAUGGACUGGUUUCCACGAGCAGCUCAAUGGAAUAAACCACAGCAUCUUUACACUGUUUAUCCUAAUGAAGCGGACAGAUAGAAUGUUUUCAUCGAUCCAAACUCAGUCAGAUGAACUUUUUCUGAGACAAGCGUCAAACUUACUGAACGGACUUGACUGACUUAACUCACUCGAGCCCUAUCCACACCAAAGUUUAAAACCCUUUUCCCACAGAAGUGCACAUACAUUCUCCUGUAAGAAGCUUUUUUACUUAUUGUGAUUUUAUUGAUGACAAACUUGGUGCAAUUAUGUAACAUGUUAAAGUUCAUUCGAAUUCUGUGUAUAAGCUUGUGUUCUAGUUUUACAUUACUGUGUUUCUUUUUUUAAAAAACAACCUACAGUGGAACCCAGUUAAUAUGAACACCAAAGGGACAUACCAUAGUGUCCAUGUUAUCCGCGUGUCCACAUGAAGCAGCUUAUUUUUAGAGAAAACAUUUGAGAUUUUCAGGGUCAGCACAAAAGAUGGCCAUUAUACAUUCGUCCCAUAUAGCAGGGUUCCACUGUAGUUAAAUUAGACAUGUUCAGUUGGUGUGAAUGGAGCAUCAGUUUGGUUUGUCACAUUAAAAGUUUGAAGUCUUGACUUGGCCCUGGGUAAUCAAGAAGCCACUCCAGAUUAAGGACUCCGGCUAGUCUUACAAACUAUUCUCUGAAAGCUCCGGUUGCCAGCCACUCAUCCUAUUUGUUUCUCAACACUUUUGCUUGACAAAAACAAGCAUAGGAUUUUCAAAAACAAAGUAAAUGUGGGUGAAUAAGGCUGUCUUCCUUAUGGCUAAAACUCUCUCCAUGGUAGCUCAAAAUGCACUGGGAUGCAAUUUGUGGGGCCCUCAAAAUUAAAAUUUCCCUGAAGAACCCCCAACUCCCCCAGUGGAAGGGGGCAGCUCCAUACCUACAGCUGUUUACCCCACAUGUGAAGAUCGGUGCUUUGCGCCAUUCGACCUAAUCUAUUUCCGCCUAUCAGAAUUUUUGUCUCCUUGUACUUUAAAUUUUCUGAAUAACUCAGCCUACUUGUUGGGGGUAUGGCAUGAGGACACUGUAAAAAGGUAGUUCCCCACUAGUGAAAAAAUUAAUUUUAUUCAUGGAUUAGGAGAGGUUGUGUCAAACACUAGGAAGAAUGUGUUCUCUGCAUUAUCCAAAGAAGUCCAAGAAUAAGUAAACAUUUUAGAAGCUAUUUCAAACACUUGUCAUUGCGUUUUAUCCACUUUAUCCAAUGACCUAGAGGUUCAAAAGAAAAGAAAUGGAGACACGUAUCAGUUAACCCACUCUUUGGUGUCAGGAGUGAUUAGAUAAAGCAUGCACAGACUUUACAUGCAAACUUUGCCACUAAUUGAUUAUUAAAAGUUGACGAAAUAAACUAACUUAGCGCUUGCAAAUAAUAUAAAACACCCAAAUAUAGAUAAAUUGAUUUUAAUACAAGUCCUAAAUAUCAGCAAAACGUUUUUUUCUCUCUUUUUUGUAACAGCUAUCUACAUCUUCUGCCGCAGUCUUCACAAGAGUCACCAUCUGUUAGCACACUUUUGCUAUGUUCAUCAGAUGAGACUUCACUAGAUGAGCUGAAGAUAGUCUGUGAAGCAUCCAUGGUUGCUUUGCAUGAGACACUGGCAUGCCCUUAUGUUUUGCCUGGAGCUGGGUGUCUGGACACAUAUUUGGCAUCAUUCUUGAGGCAGUAUGGAUACCACAGUGGUUCAAAGAUUGCUGCUGAGCUCGGCUGCACUAAAGGUAACUAAGUUUUUGAUGUUAACAGGGAAAUGGGGUUUGUUCAGGCCAACAUGUACGCCUUUCAAACAAGCUGCAAACUGAAGCAAAGCGAGGAAGCAAGGUUCAUUCGACCCUUCCUCAGAUCUGGGUUGUGACGCGUCAUCAGUAUGGAAUUUUUGCGCUCGUUUCUCAGACGUCAUUUGGCGGGGAAACCAGUGGUAAUGUCGCCAAAUGUCGGCUGUUUUCUCAGGCUAAAUCUCUCUAUCAUCUAUUAAAGCGUUUCACAGGCAAAACAGAAUCACGCAGAAAGUGAAGAGCUUAAUUAAGUCACCUUAGAAGGGAGUUGCAAGCUUUUGCGUGGCUAGUUUUGUAGGAAAUAUGACAAAGUCGGGACUUGGACAUGAUCUUGCGAAUUCUGUUCUUAGAUAUUUCUGUUGUCAAUGUGAAGCCGUAAUUGGAGAAAUUGAAACUAAUACCAAUUUUCAGUGAAAUUUUUCUUUGGGUUAAUACAGGUGUCUAUUGCCGAUUUUAAUGUACAUUGUAUUAUGUUUCAAUUCUGUUGAAUACUACCAUUUAAAGCGUUCUUUAACAAAUAAGGAAAAGCUAAGCCACUUUCUUGAAUUUAGGUUUCUGUUCUCACACUGAGUUUUUUUCUUUUAAUAAGGUCGAGUUGUUACUGUCAUCAACAACGUGGCCAGUAGCUUGGAAUCUUUGGCCAGGAGCCUUGAGCAUGAUGGGGGUGGUCAUCUGACUGACUCAGCCAAUCAGCAUCAUUGGAGUGUUCCACCUGGGGCACUGGAACUAAAACCCAGCAUGCCUUGCUGCACUUGUGGCCUUGUGUCACAUGAUGAAACUGUGCUGUGGAGCAUCAUGGGAGAUAUUAAGGAUUGUGUUUUGCAAGACUCGUGGGACGGCGAAAUUAAACAUUGUUAUACUGCAGAUGCUGUGGAGAAAACUUUCGACAACUCAGUGCUGGAUAUGUUUUCAAUGAAGAUAAACUGUUACAGAACUGCGUUUGAAACUGCUAAUGCUAUUUUAAGAGUUCAUCGUGUAAUUUGCAGCAGUAUUGCAGAUUAAAGUCC